Messenger RNA from Numida meleagris (helmeted guineafowl), 9310 nucleotides. RefSeq names its product PR/SET domain 5 (gene PRDM5). The record is from RefSeq and is a predicted model, not a curated record. The transcript is spliced from 17 exons. Lineage: Eukaryota; Metazoa; Chordata; Aves; Galliformes; Numididae. Gene Ontology annotation, cellular component: nucleus. Bases 5505 to 7493 code for a protein of 662 amino acids. Gene Ontology annotation, biological process: regulation of transcription by RNA polymerase II; negative regulation of DNA-templated transcription. Gene Ontology annotation, molecular function: DNA-binding transcription activator activity, RNA polymerase II-specific; protein binding; RNA polymerase II cis-regulatory region sequence-specific DNA binding.
AAUAUGCUUCUGGUGUGAUGUUGCAACAAGUAGUAGAACUCCAGACGAGUAACUUGCAAUUCUUUUGUUUGUCACAGCACAUGGAUUUCUUCCAUGAAAUUCCAUUUGGGACACACUGGCUUCCAUGACCGUGUUAAAGCUUUCUCCUGAAAAUACCUCAUGCCCUUUAGAAGGAAGUUAUCUAAGCAGUUCCUGACACUAUCUGACUUCAAAUCUGCAGGUUGUUGGAUGCCCCAGUGUUCUUCCUUAAUGCUUCAUGUAGUUCUAAACAAGUAAUUACAGACUAACAUAGAAACAUAUUUUUUUUUCUCUCUGUGCUAGAUUCCCAAUGAGUUAUCACCCACUAUUUGCAUUUUGGGGUUGGGGUGGAAGGUGUUUUUUUUUUUUUUUUUCUUAAUUGCUCAGCAUUGGAUAGGCUAUGGGUAUGCCCUAGGAUAGGCCAUAGAAAGAAAACACUUGACCAUAUCAACCUUGAUGUGCGCACAAGCAAUUCAGAAAGUAAAAAGCAAAGCAGCAGGAAUGCAAAAUAUAUGAAGGGCAUCCCCUGUUUAGUCAAUUUGAAGUAGUUUGACUACAAGAGAACAUCUGUUUAGCUAUUAUAUAAACAGUAUAGGUACCUUUAUGUAAAAGUAAGACACUGAAAGAUGACGUUAAUCGUAGAAAACUUAAAAGAAUUAGCAUUUGUGUUAUAACAGGUCAGGUUUGAAUAUUACGCCUUUAAUAUAACUUAAUAGAUUUCUUGUCCUUCGUUAUUCACUGUGUUAUGUGGUACAGGUUAAAACUAAAAAUGUGGUUUUGAUUUAUUUCAUUUUAUUACUUCAGAGUGAAUUGUUAUACUUUGAGAUAUAUUCCUCAGAUAUUUUUGGUUCCCAACAAUUCAUUUGAUUAACUCAGUUGAAAUUAACACCAAAACUUUCAAACCAUUCUUCUUAAAAGUAUUAGGCCAAUAAAAAUGGAACACAGCUGUCCCUUUGUAUUUCUUUCCAUAUUUUUUUGCAAGUACAUUUUGUAAAUAGCAACUGAAGUAUUCAUAGCUAGUCAAAAACGUAAAACAAAAAUGAAGUUAUGCUAAGAAUACUAGGAAACAAAACAUAAAGUAACUGUACAUGAGUUAAUUAAAACUGUAAUGAACCAGAUAAAGUGGAAACACUGCAAAUUAUAAUAGCAACUGGGAAAGAAUAAUGGAACUUAUGUCUAAGUAUUUUCCACAAAUCCUGUCCUGGUAUGAUGCAAAUGUGUGUGUGGGGGAGGGAACAAACCCUAAACCCUCUGUGCUCAAAGCUUGUUUAGUGGGUGGUGCUAAGUUUGAUAACCCCUUCUUUAACUUUUUUCCCUGUCUUUAAACUUCCUAGUUGGGUUAAUUUAAAUGUAGCUUAUGUAUCUAAAAUAAAAAUUAUGCUCGUGUACAUUCUAGUGUACUCUUAUCACUGCAAUCAAGUAUGUUCCAUGCAGUGGAACAAAAACCAUGAAACUUAUUUACGUUUCUUUAUAAACUCAGUGAUGCCUCGGGAAGAGGAAGGGACUGACUGAGCUUUCCUACACCCGAGUUGUUGUAAGAUUUCACACUGAAAGAAAGUAGUGUUUUUAAUUAUUUCUGUAUAGUUUUGUACUACCAUUUCAACAGCAUUUUUUUUUUCAAUACUCUGGAUUAAUUCCAGUUCUCAACUUUAGGUAAAACCAGCAUGUUUCAUAUUCAGGCUCCACUCUACUCCUUAACCUCUCUAUAGUCCUUUACCUAGGACUCUGGCUAAAGAGAACUGUUAUUUGAAAUCUCAUGGGAUCCUACUGAUACACCUAUUCUUAAUUAUAUGAGCAAAUAAUUUCAUCUUAAGUACACAGCGUAACUGCUUUCUUCCUAUUCUUGGAACAUCAUUUACUGCUGUUUAGCCCAGCUGUGGCAGAUCAACUUUCUUGAGUAAUAACAGUAUUGUCAUUAAUCUGGGCUAAGGACUUUCAUACAAGUCACUUAUGUUUUCUCUGGGUGACUGUGGUUUCUGCAUGUGAUCUUUGAAUUGUGCACACAAACCAGUUUCUCAGGCAUUGUUUUAGAACAUGAGUGCCACUCAUCAGUGCAGUUAAGCCACCUAGACACACUGAAUAGCUUUUGGCAAUGGAGUUAGUUGUUUCUGUGAAUGCAAACAUUCCUGGACUGAUUGUCACCCUCCCCCCAGUUGCACCUUUCUUAGUUUUUCUUGGCACUUGCACUAUCUGAAUACAAAGCAAAGAGAAUUGCCUUGGCAGGUGUUUCUGAGGGAGUGGAGAACUUGAAGAUAGCAAGUCAUUGUGUGUGGUGAUUUAACUGUAUAGAACAGAUAACGCUUUCUGAAAUGCCAAGUGCAGCGAAUAUUUGGCAGUGACUUUCUGAGAAGAAAUCAAUAGAUCAAUGCAGAUCACAGUGCAUAGGCUGCUGGUAAGAGGCUUUGGGAAGUGGACACAAAGGCAUAUUUCUCAGUUGCAGAAAAUAGCCUUUACAAUGGGCUGAUACAAAUGCUUUCCACGCUUUGUUUGUUAAAGCCUUUACUGAGAAGGCUAUCCAUUUUAUCUGCGCUUUCUCUUAUGUGGUCGUUGCUUGUAUGUAUGGAGGAGGCCUCGGCGGCAUCCCUGCCUGGCUACUACAGAGUGAUGGUUCAUGAGACUGUGACAGUGAAUUUAAGUCUGUCAGUUAUGUAACCUGUUAUGAGUUCCUCAUGCCUUCAAACUGCUGCCAGCUAUGCCAGCAAACCCUGCUGUACAUGUAGCUUUUGUAGAAGUGUGCUUUUGUUUGUUCAGUUGGUCAUUUUGGAGAUGACUUUGCUGUGCCAGCAAGAAAAUUCUUUUUUCUGGUGUAUUCAGCAUCCUCAGCUGAAAAAUUUUCAUGACAGAGGACAAUAGCAGGCUAUAUGCACUCAUGUUACAUAUGCACCAAAUACAAAACAGUAAUUCAAAAACAUAAUGUUCCACUCUUGCUAUUGAUUAAUGAUCAACAUACAUGCAUCAUGAUAUGAGCCUUUCAUCUUUGUUCUGUCUGAGUCAUUAGGAGUUUUGAGAUCUUACCCUCCUUGCAGUUGCAUUUGGGACAAAAUAGAAGAGCUGUAACACAUCUCUGCAUGAACAACAGUGUCACCUUUACAUUCAACAAGGCUGACUUUUAUCCUUCGCAGUGUCCUUCUGUAUGAACCAGAAAGGGUAAUACCAACAGCACAUUAAACUUAUAUAUAUAUGGAUGACUAGCUAAACUCAGAAAAAAAAUCUGUAAUGUUGCCAGGGCAGUUGUGAACAUCCAAUUCACAUGAUAACACCCAUACUGAUACAAAAGGAGAGAUUGUUUUGGCAUCUGUUUUGCCCACUGUAAAAGCUUCUUUCCUAUUUUUCUUAAACUGAAGGAGGUGCCACUAGCUGCAUUUCAUGUUAGAAAAAUAAUGGAUGGAGUUUAUAAAUGAAAACAACUAGUCAUGCCUACUUCAGGAGCUUAAAAGCAAAACAUGUAAGUGCAUAGCAAGUUGUGUUGCAGUAUUUCUAUAAAGUUAUUGUAAGGUGAAUUAUGGAGCACCACCAAGUUUUUGGUUUUUUUUUGAGAAAUACCGAGGACUUCAUAAAGUGAAAAUUACUUUUAAAAUAUUCAUAGUCCUUGGAAAAUGUCAGAAAAUUAUGCUAAUAUUUUAAUUUUAUAUGAACUAAGACAGACUGACCUCAAUUCAAGAAAGUAUUCUAGUCUAGAAAAAUAUUAAGUUCAGUUAUGCAUAUGGAAGCUUUGGCAUUGGAUCUUAAUUAAAAGAUUAGUUAAGUUUUGCUAUUAUUCUUAAAACUGAAACGUAGGCCUGGACAACUUGGUUCCUCUGUUCAAUGUAAUUGUUUUUGAGGUAUUAAAGUUCUUACAUAUAUACUUUUAAAAACUGUUAAUUUAAUUUUAAUUAAUCAUUAAUUUGUUUAAUUUAGCAAAUCUAGGUUUUAAAGCUGUGUCCAAUUAUUCUUUCAUUCCCAAAGUCAUUCUUCCAACUAUGUUUUUUGGAUCUUCCUUCCUUUUAUUAUCAAAAUGAGGGCCCCAGGUUAUUUACAAGAGUAGUUGCGCAUAUAUUGAAUGACAUCAUGCAUCACUAUAUAAAUAUCUGUGUAUAUAUAUGUGUGUGUGUUGGUGAGGAUACAUAUUACCUUUGUUAUAAUAUUUUUAAAAGUCAUGUAUCUAUUAUAUGACUCUGUAGAUCUUAAGCACAAAAUGGCUUAAUUGUGCAUAUAAGGACACUAGAAAGUAGUCGAAGGGAGUCUCAUACAGCUAGCCCAGUUUUGCCUUCUUUCACUUUUCCCUAGAUCUCUGCCCAUGACUGGCAAUUUCUGCUAUUGCAGAAACACAAUUGAUCCACAAGGAUACACAUACUUCCAUAAUGACGUUGACUGUCAUACUGUAAUUAAAAUUCUGGACAUUUUCAUACCAAUGCAGGAUUUUUCCUAUAUUUUUGUGAGAACUAGAAGCUUUAAAUACUGAACUUCUACUAUCUAUCCAUUUGUUAAUGUAUCUGGAAGAAAAUUAAGUAGAAGACCACCAUGCUCCAGGGGUCUGCUUUUGAGUGUUAAAGCAUAUUUAAAUUGUUUAUAAAUGUAACUUUUUUUUUCAAUGUUUUCCCUGUGCUUGCCACACAUGCUUUUGUACUUGCUUCUAUCUGCAUAAUCAGAUGCAAACAAAUCUCUUUUCAACUACAGCAGUCACUACUUCAACUUACUGUAUAAGCACAGCAAUGUGUAUGAUGUGGACAGAAAUCUCAACUGAAAUUAAUCAGUUUUCUAGAAAAAAUUCAGUGUUGAGCAUUGCGGUUUUCUGAAAAGGAAGCACUAUGGUGAGAUCAUAGCAAACAACUGAAGUGCAACAACUUAUUCCCUGUUCAAACUAGAUUGUGUGUAGCGUUGGUCAGAACACAAUACCCCUGCUGGGUAUAUGUCACCAGGAUAGUGAAGAUUUUACUUUUUUGACAAAAACAAUGCUACUUUUGGGUUUCUUUAGGGUUGCUAAAUUUCUGGUAUUCUUUGAAAACAAUCUAAGUGAAGGAUUAUGUGAUUUCCAAAGUCUUAUUUCCUAUGCUGAGAGAUAGUGAGGGUAAACCCAAGUGAUGUUAAGCAAAUAUAGUGCAUGUGGAAAGUACUUCGUAGCACGGAAGCUCUUUGGGUAUUGGGCCCAGUGAGAAUACUCCUGGGAGUACUUCAGAAUACCCGACCCAGCAGGCUGAUCUCAGAGCGCUGCCGGGCGACGAGGCUCCAACUGCUCUGGAAGCGAAGCCGGCCCCUCGACGGCGCGAAACUCCCCAGCGGUUCUCAACGGCCGCUGCCCCACCGGGCGCGCGCGCCCCCUGCCGGCGCCCCGCCGCCUCUGCCCGGCCGCGGCGGGCCCAGCGCUGCGGGCAGGCUCCUCCCUCCUCCUCCUCGGGAGCAGGACGAGCCCCGCACCCAGCCCCUCUUCCUGCCCCCUCCCCCGGUGCAAUGGAAGUCCCCGGGAAUCCUCCUCCCCGCUAGCAGGCGGCGGCCCGGCCCGGUGCAAAAUGCUGGGCAUGUACGUACCGGACAGGUUUGCCCUGAAAUCGUCCAAAGUGCAGGACGGGAUGGGGCUCUACACGGCCCGCAGAGUGAAGAAGGGUGAAAAAUUUGGCCCCUUUGCAGGGGAGAAGCGAAUGCCUCAGGAACUGGAUGAAAACACAGACUGCAGGCUCAUGUGGGAAGUUCGUGGCAGUAAAGGUGAGGUCCUUUAUAUCCUGGAUGCAAGCAAUCCACGCCAUUCUAACUGGUUGCGUUUUGUCCAUGAAGCUCCAUCACAGGAACAAAAGAAUCUGGCUGCAAUUCAGGAAGGGGAAAAUAUUUUCUAUCUCGCUGUGGACGAUAUUGAAACAGACACAGAACUUCUGAUUGGUUACUUGGACAGUGACAUGGAAGAAGAGGAGGAGGAUGAGGAGGAAAUAACUGUUAUCCAGGAAGAUGAAGACAGUGGCAACAACAAAGAAGUGCAACCAGCUGGUGAAAAAAUUGCAGAUACCCUCACUUGCAAAGAGGACCAUGCAUGCCCGAAUUGCGAGUCCAGUUUUGCAAGCCAGGAGAUUCUAGCUGAGCAUCUUCAGACAUUGCACCAAAAACCCAGUGAGGAAAAGGAAUUUAAGUGCCGAAACUGUGGAAAGAAAUUCCCUGUUAAACAAGCUCUACAAAGACAUGUACUUCAGUGCACAGAGAAUAUCAACCCAGGAGACUCUUCAAGAAGUUUUCAGUGCUCUGUUUGCAAUACUUCCUUCGGCUCAGAAUCGAGUUAUGAACAGCACAAGGAGGCAUGCAGAGGGGAUGCCAGAUUCAUAUGCAAGGCAGAUAGCUGUGGGAAGAAGUUCAAGAGUAAGGAUGCCCUGAAAAAACAUAAGGAAAAUGUUCAUAGUGGACAUUCUAGGAAAAAGCUGACGUGUUCAGUGUGCAAUAAGAAAUGUUCCUCAGCAGCAAAUCUCCAAGAGCAUCGAAAGGUUCAUGAGAGCUUUGAGUGUCAGGAAUGUGACAAGAGAUUUAUUUCAGCUAACCAGCUAAAACGCCAUAUGAUAACUCAUUCAGAAAAACGCCCCUACACCUGCGAGGUUUGCAAUAAGUCCUUCAAACGACUUGAUCAAGUGACUGCACACAAAAUAAUACACAGUGAAGAUAAACCUUAUAAAUGCAAGCUUUGUGGAAAGGGAUUUGCCCACAGAAAUGUUUACAAGAAUCACAAGAAGGUACAGCACAGACAUCAGCACUGCGAGCUUCCCCACAGUGUCUCGUCAAUAUGUCUCAACCCUGUUCUGGAGGAACCACCUGUUAAGACCCAUUCUGAAGAGAGACCAUUCCAGUGUGAGGAAUGCAAAGCUUUGUUCCGAACCCCAUUCUCUCUACAAAGACAUCUACUAAUUCAUAACAGUGAGAGGACCUUCAAGUGUGAUCACUGUGAUGCCACUUUCAAAAGAAAGGACACCUUAAAUGUUCAUAUUCAAGUCGUACAUGAUGGACAUAAGAAAUAUAAGUGUGAUCUCUGUGACAAAGCUUUUGUGACACCCUCAGUACUGAAAAGUCAUAAAAAAACUCACACAGGCGAAAAAGAGAAAAUUUGCCCAUAUUGUGGACAGAAAUUUGCAAGCAAUGGAACACUGAGAGUGCAUAUUCGAAGUCAUACAGGUGAGCGUCCUUACCAGUGUCCCUACUGUGACAAAGCUUUCAGCAAGAAUGAUGGAUUGAAGAUGCACAUUCGCACUCACACAAGAGAAAAGCCAUACCAAUGUUCUGAGUGUAACAAGGCUUUCAGUCAAAAGCGAGGCCUAGAUGAGCACAUGAGAACCCACACCGGAGAGAAGCCGUUUCAGUGUGAUGUUUGUGAUUUGUCCUUCAGCCUGAAGAAAAUGCUGAUUCGACACAAGCUGACUCACAACCCCAAUCGACCGAUGGCAGAAUGCCAGCUUUGCCACAAGAAGUUUACAAGAAAUGACUACCUCAAAGUGCACAUGGAAAACGUCCAUGGCGAAACUGACAGCUAAUUAUGAUGUGUGAGAAGAAUGGAUCUCAUGUUCCAAAGUGUUCCACUUGUAUGUGUACAUACUCCAGACUUCUCACCUGACUAGUAGGCAUAGUCAGGAGAAAUAACUGUGUUCACAUGUUAUUUUUCUCACUUUUUUUAUGUGAUAGCAGGACAAAAACAAAGACAUUCACUUGAAGUAAAAUGUAGCUUGCAAAAAAAAAAUGUUGAAGAGACAAUUUAGAAAGAUUUUAUCUUAAUUUAAAACAAACAAACAAAAAAAUCCACCCAGCUUUAAAUACAUUUUACUUUCUCAAUUACAGCCUUAGAAACUUAGAUAUUCGUGAUGCUGCCUGGAAAUCUUGGACAUCUAAAACUGAACCCCUGGCUGUCUGCAACUAUUUCUAUAUCUAAGCUUCAACACUCCAUUAUAAAUCUUAAAAUGGAAACCAGGCAGAAUUUGUCUAUGUGAUUGAUGGCUGAUUCUAUGCAGUCAAAUUUUAUUCAACUCUUAUAAUCCUGAAUGUUAUUGUGACGUGACUUUGUCUCAUUUUAUUUACAGCUUUCUCUUUACUAGAUGGAACUGAUUAACUUGAAUUGGUUCUUGAGAUGCCAGGAUGUAUGGACACAGAAACUGUGGAGAUCUGUCAACGUAGGUUCUAGAUAUUGGUAGAAAUAUACUGUUCAUGGUUGCAUGUAACAUGACAGAAGUAAAAAAAAUUAAACAAUUUAGUUCAAUUAUUAUUUCAUACUCAUCAUUGUGACUGGCAAGGCAAGUGGAAAGACUUCCCAAAUGAGUGGCUUGAGCAGCUCCAGCUGUCUAGUUAGUAUGUAUUUCAUUUCCUGGUGAGGAGCUGGUUCUCAGUCUUUCCUUCUGCUAAAUCAGAUGCCCUAGUUUUCUUCAUCCCACUUAACUACCUUUGUUUUGUUAAUCCUGUCAAUGAGCACUGGAAAAAAUACACCUAAGUUACAAUGGAAUGCUUCCAAAUAUCAGAUUGAGUUGUUUACUGGAGUAAAACUCUGGAAAAGAGUUUCCUCAGGACUUCUUUGUAUCACAGCUAGAUAACUAAGAAAUUGUUAUCUACAAGAAUAGCAAAAAUGUAACUUCAGGGAGUGAUUGCAUGUGAAAUUCCUGAGGUAUCAGCAGUUAAUAUUAAGAUUCUGUCACUGGCAAAUUUUUCAUAUUCAUUUUAGACCAUGUUUUAUAAAAUGAACUAGUGUUAAAACAUCUUGGUUCUAGUUUUUAUGGGAAAAGAAUUCAGCUUUUCUGAACUGCAGUGGGAGCAACUGAAUGAACAGCAUGACUUUUUUAUCUCACUUUUUUCUCAGAUAUGUCUGUCGUGAUAGAUUUUCCACUCAGCACAGCAGCCAUAGAAAUAGCAAUAGAUCUUCCCCAAGUUAUGUUAGGCUUUAAUGAGUUACCUGCAAGGUUUAUGCAGGCAAAGAUGUGAUCUUCAGCUGAAUCUGCAAAUUUGAAAUUAGAACUGUGUCCCCUAGUUUGAUAUUAAAAAAGAAUAAGGUAUAGUUAGGCAACAGGCAUAGUCUGCCAGACCGUAUUGUAAUUGUGUAAAAUGAGCCACUGCAUUCACAUACUGAGAUAAAUUCAUAUGAAAAGUGUUCUGAAUGAGAAUUGCAUGAGAAGAACACAGUUAAUAUAAUGUUGUUUCUUAAUGUACCAGGUCAGUGUAGAACAAGCGACUUAGAUGUCACGCUGCUGUGUGAGAGAAAAUUGCAUCACUACAUGUAUAUGUUAUGUGAUCUUGUGUUAUUUUACAAUCUCUACCAUGUGAAGUUAUAAAGUCUAUGUUCUUUUUAAUUUUAAUUAAACAUAGAACAUUU